GCUCCAACAGGAAUUGCAAUCAGUUUGCAUUCGCUUGCAGCAGCGACUGGACACAGACGGAUAAGCAAAAAUAAUGUACGCAAUACGAAGACGCGAGUGGUUGCCGGUAUUCAACUGUAAUGGAGUGCCACAACACAUAACUGCGAUAAAGCGGCUGCUGAGUAAAGAACAGACACAUUAUGGGCACACAACAAGUGCAAACGAACAGACGACGCUGAGUAGCGAGAGCAAAGUGUCACUCUCAGAAUGGCAGAAGGCGCGUCCAUUCAGUGAAAUGCACCGUGAGAAUGCUUUCCGUCUCUUAUUUAAAUUUCUGCCAGGUGGACGUUACCAUAAACUGGAUUCCACACAAAUGCUGAGAGCGAUGUUUGCCGAGCAUUCGGAUAUUUUCAUUAUGCCCGGCAUGAUGGGACGACCCGAUAUAAUUUUGACACAGAAUCCCAAUGAUUUUGAGCAAAUCUUUCGCAACGAAGGUGUCUGGCCGAACAGACCGAGCUCAUUAACUUUGGACUAUCAUCGCAGCGAGUUGCGCGCUGAUUUCUAUCAGGGUGUUGAGGGGAUUAUAGCAACACACGGCGAGAAAUGGGCCACAUUUCGUUCGGCUGUCAAUCCGGUACUUAUGCAACCCAAAAAUAUCCGAAUUUAUCUCGACAAGAUGGCGCAAGUCAAUCAGGAAUUCAUAGAGAGAAUACGCACAAUACGCGAUCCUCAGACACUAGAAAUGCCCGACGACUUCGAAAAAUGGCUACAUCGUUGGACUUUAGAAUCAGUCUCCAUCGUCGCAUUGGAUCGCCAACUGGGUCUCUUGCGUGAGAAUAGCGCUGUGCCGGCCGAAGUGUGGACACUUUUUCAGAGCAUGUCCGAAUUCUUCACGAUUUCCUUCGAUUUGGAUUUCAAGCCAUCGCCCUGGCGUUACAUUGCCACACCAAAGUUCAAGCAACUCAUGCGCUCACUGGAUAAUAUACAGAAUACGACACUGAAAUAUAUCAAUGCGGCCAUGGAGCGUCUAGCGGAGGAGCAGCGCCAAGGCAUCGUACGACCCGAGCAAGAGCAGAGUGUGCUGGAGAAAUUGUUGCUGAUCGAUAAGAAAAUUGCGACAGUUAUGGCAAUGGACAUGCUCAUGGCGGGCGUGGAUACGACCACCACAGUGAUCACUGGUGUUCUACUCUGCCUGGCUAAGAAUCCAGAGAAGCAACAGUUAUUGCGUGAGGAAGUCAUGCGCGUGCUGCCACAGCGUGAUGGCAAGUUUGCCGCCGACACUCAAAGUCGCAUACCUUAUCUGCGUGCCUGUCUCAAGGAGGCGCUACGCAUCUAUCCAUUAGGCACCGGCAAUAUACGUGUUAUACCAAAAGACGUGGUAUUAAGUGGUUAUCAAGUGCCAAAGAAUAGCUGGGUCAGUGUGGUGGCUACGAAUCUACUUACGAAUGACGAUUAUUAUCCACAUGCACAGCAGUUCUUGCCGGAGCGUUGGUUGCGUUCGGCGGAAACUGGCGAGGGUGCUGAUUCUCUCAAACCGACUAACCCUUUCAUCUAUAUACCUUUCGGUUUCGGUCCAAGAAUGUGCGUUGGUCGGAGAAUUAGUGAUUUAGAACUGGAAUUGGGUAUUGCGCGAUUUGUUAGAAACUUCCAAAUCGAAUUUAAUUAUCCAACGGAGAAUGUAUUCCGUACGGCGAUGAUUAGUUUGCCAAAUGUGCCACUUAAAUUUAAAUUCACUGACAUUGAAUAGAUUUUAGAUUUUAAGCGAUGUGUUAUAAAAAUUACAAAAAAAAUAAAAAAUAAUAAAUUUGCUUAAAUUUGGGAAUUUGAUUUUGGA
This is a messenger RNA of Zeugodacus cucurbitae (melon fly), 1813 nucleotides long. Its product is annotated as probable cytochrome P450 12a4, mitochondrial. The record is from RefSeq and is a predicted model, not a curated record. Bases 74 to 1726 code for a protein of 550 amino acids. The transcript is spliced from 5 exons. NCBI's taxonomy places the organism in Eukaryota, Metazoa, Arthropoda, Insecta, Diptera, Tephritidae. Gene Ontology annotation, molecular function: monooxygenase activity; oxidoreductase activity, acting on paired donors, with incorporation or reduction of molecular oxygen; heme binding.